CUUCCUUAUCAUCAAUCAUUCAACUUGAAGUCGUUCUUCGGAUAUUAAUCCGGCUGCUACAAUGGCUUGGCGCUGUUCUGGUCGCACAAACGCAGACCUAAUUACAAACAUGCACACAGCACAAAUUAUCACAACAGAUAGAGUGGACGAGGCCAUGACGAAAGUUGACCGUGCAAAUUAUGUCAUCCACAAAUCGGAAGCAUAUGACGACUCCCCUCAAUCCAUCGGGCAUGGCGCAACCAUAUCUGCACCACACAUGCACGCACAUGCGAUCGAGCACCUUCUCGACUACCUUGGCCCGGGCAAGCGCGUCCUCGAUGUCGGCAGUGGAUCCGGCUACCUUUGUGCCGUACUCCACCACCUUGUCCCAGGCGGCGUUGUCGUGGGCAUCGAUCACAUCCCCGAACUGGUUGAUUGGUCAAAGGCUAAUCUCAGACAAGAUGGACUGGGCUUCGCUCUCGAUAACGGCGAGAUCGUCACUGUCACUGGCGAUGGUCGUCAGGGAUAUAGCGACCUUGCCCAAUACGAUGCAAUUCAUGUCGGCGCCGCUGCCCCGACCAUCCCACAGCAGCUGGUAGAUCAGCUCAAGAGCCCUGGGCGCAUGUUCAUACCAGUUGGGACAUUUGCUCAGCAGAUCACCCAAGUCGACAAGGACGAGAAUGGUAAAGUCACAAAGAAGAAUUUGAUGGGGGUCAUGUAUGUCCCCCUUACCGAUGCAGAGAGGCAGCGGAGAGGCUACUGAGGAGGUCCAGGAUUCAGCGUUUCAGAUCGGAAGGAGACUCACUCAAACGAACCAAGUGCUAUUGUUGUUUUCAUGUUCGCUUUCAACUAAUCAUCAACUUGUAUCAGUAUCAGUCACCAUUGAUUACGUUAACCGUGCGUUUUUGUUCACCUUAUCUGAUCGGGAAAAACGGGUGUACCUCAGCUUUCAAUCCACCGAUGUGACGUCGGAACUCGCAGGUGAAAAAAAUUGCGACAGAUAUCACCCUGUGGUUGCGUGACUACAUGCAAAGCUCGGAGUUACUGUGGUUUCAGUCGUAACGGACACGGUGUUUUGGGAAGCUUGCCAUCAGUCUCUGGUAUUUAAUAUUUAUACAUCCUACUGCUAAAGCCAUCACACUAUUCCCAGAGCAGCGCUAGCACUUCCUCGAUGGAUCCACCUACACGCUGAGCUUCUACAUGAUAGUAGAUACAUCGACAAAGGACCCUCUAUAUGUGAGUGCAAGG
Molecule: messenger RNA, 1227 nt
Organism: Suillus subalutaceus
Lineage: Eukaryota; Fungi; Basidiomycota; Agaricomycetes; Boletales; Suillaceae
Product: protein-L-isoaspartate O-methyltransferase
Exons: 5
Coding region: 62-742 (226 amino acids)
Biological process (GO): protein modification process
Cellular component (GO): cytoplasm
Molecular function (GO): protein-L-isoaspartate (D-aspartate) O-methyltransferase activity
Source: RefSeq, a predicted model, not a curated record